This is a messenger RNA of Impatiens glandulifera, 1018 nucleotides long. RefSeq names its product mediator of RNA polymerase II transcription subunit 20a. The coding region runs from base 115 to 783 and encodes 222 amino acids. Gene Ontology annotation, molecular function: transcription coactivator activity. The record is from RefSeq and is a predicted model, not a curated record. NCBI's taxonomy places the organism in Eukaryota, Viridiplantae, Streptophyta, Magnoliopsida, Ericales, Balsaminaceae. The transcript has 5 exons. Gene Ontology annotation, cellular component: mediator complex. Gene Ontology annotation, biological process: regulation of transcription by RNA polymerase II.
GAAAAACUAAAAUCAAUAAAACAAGAACCUUAAACAACAUCAGUCUCAUUUCUCGCCUGAAAACAUCAUCAGCCACUAGUAAUCCACCGGCGCCGCCUCUCUCUCUCUCUCAGGAUGCCGGUCAAAUGGGUUUUCUACUGGGUACCCAACGCCGGAUCAACUGUGAAUAGCCAAGUCAUAAAUGAAAUCAGUCAAUGCAUUGAGAGCAUCAAUGGCGUCAAAGAAGGCAGAUGGAAAGCCACUCUCACCAUUUACAGACCCAUCCUCAAAGUUGAACCAGCACUUGGUGAUCUUCCCCGUGAUUUAUUGGGUAUUGCUUUGCCUGAACAACCCAAUAAAUAUUACUUCAUUCUUAGGGGACAAAAAUUGAUUCUUGAAGCUGAACAGACUAUUCAAACUAUAAUGGAGAAACUUCAGUCUUACAAAACUAGGGUUCAAUUCAUUUCUGAGGGUUUUCAGUAUAAACUCGGUGACUUUAUGAUUAGAGUGGGCAAAGUUGUGCCUGCAAAUGCUGAAAGUUUAAGAGGAGUUAUUAUGGAUGUAGAGUAUCUUCCACUUUCAUCGCUUGAUCAAUCUCAGUUAGUAAUGGAAGAUUUCUCUGAAAUAUUGCAAGAAACAUUGUCAAGAAGAUCUAUGCCGGGUCACUUUAUGCAUGCUCCUUCAAACUUUGCAGAUUAUAACCUUGCAGAUCGAUAUACUUCGGAACAUACAGCAAUUCAGUAUGCGGGCGUACUUACUCACCUGAUCUCAACUGCUCAAUCUAUACAUAAUGGAAGGAAUUAGUAAUAUGAUUAGAUGAAAUGCAAUUGGUUCUGUGUAUUGGCUAUAAAAGAAAUGACCUUCAAAAUUAUGUCUAGUUUCAUGGAAGCUCUUGGAUUGGAUGCAGAAGGUUCAAAAAGGCUUCAAGAACAUGAUAAACAUCAAAUGAUUAUGUUGGUUUGCUUUGUUUUCUUCCUUUUUCUCUUGAAUAUCAUUUCUGUUACAGAUUAUGCUUCUAAAAUUGAGAUGUGGGUUGGAU